CCCGUCGUUUACUCUGCCCCCUAAAACGACGAGACACGUCACCUCCACCGUCUGAUCCGCCCCAACCCGGCAAAACCAAAAUGUUGGCUCAACCCGCUAUCCAGGCCCUCACAUUCUGGCUCUCGGAGCACCCCUCCAUCGUCGGGUUCCGCUGGUCCCACACCCACUCCUGGGGCUCCACGUGGUCCUUCCUCUUCACCGCCAUCGCCGUCUACAUAACCCUCUCCAUCCUCCUCCACCUCUUCCUCCUCGCCGUUAACCGGUCGGGUCGACCAGUCCCGCUCGGACCUAUACCCGCAAUCCACAGCCUUGCGAUGGCCCUAAUAUCGUUCACAAUCUUCGCCGGCAUCACCCUCUCCUCCGCCGCCGAAAUUCACGAAACACGGUGGUUCUGGCGGCGGUCCAAAACCCCAUUCCAGUGGCUCCUCUGCUUCCCGCUCGGGACCCGGCCGUCGGGUCGGGUAUUUUUCUGGUCCUACGUGUACUACCUGUCCAGAUUCCCCCACAUGCUCCGCACAUUCUUCACCAUCCUCCGCCGCCGGAAGCUCGUCCCUUUCCAGCUCUUCAACCACUCGAUCCUCACCGUCAUCUCGUUCCUCUGGCUUGAGUUCUCGCAGUCGAUUCAGGUCCUCGCCAUCCUCUGCACAACGCUCGUCUACUCCGUCGUUUAUGGGUACCGGUUCUGGACCGCCGUGGGGAUGCGGGGCGCGUGUUUUCCGGUGGUGGUGAACUGCCAGAUUGCGCUGCUGGGUUGCAACGUGGCGUGCCACGUCGGCGUCCUGAUGCUGCAUUUCAUGAAAGGCGGGUGCAACGGGAUUGGCGCGUGGUUGUUCAAUUCGGUCCUCAACGGUGUGAUUCUGUUGGCAUUUUUGAAUUUUUACAUCAGAAUUCAUCUGGGGUUUUUCAAUAAGAAGGGGAAGGGAAGAGGUGUCAGCAGCGGAGCUGGCGGUGGCGAUACGGCGGCCAAGUCCGUUGGAGUUAAGGACAAGGAGCUUUGAUGGUGUAAGAUGCAAUUUUAGGGGGCGGAAAUUAAAUUUUUGAUGGGAGGGUAGGUUUUUGGAAUUUGUACAUGGUCCACAAAUUAAUACAUUUACAAUGACGGAAAUUUUAUUUUUCUGGUCAAUAAUAUGCUUCGGAAGAAUGAAGUAUUAAAGAAGAAUCAGGGACUCAGCGGUUACAAUAAUAAUAAUAUAAUAUACACUGAUGCAUAUUAAAAAACACUCACGAUUAUAGAUUUUGUUCAAGACAGAUGACGGUUUUGUAUAAUAUACAUUAAUGCACAUAGCAAUUCAUUAGCUA
Messenger RNA from Pyrus x bretschneideri (Chinese white pear), 1299 nucleotides. Its product is annotated as elongation of fatty acids protein 3-like. Gene Ontology annotation, biological process: very long-chain fatty acid biosynthetic process; fatty acid elongation, monounsaturated fatty acid; fatty acid elongation, saturated fatty acid. NCBI's taxonomy places the organism in Eukaryota, Viridiplantae, Streptophyta, Magnoliopsida, Rosales, Rosaceae. The transcript has a single exon. The record is from RefSeq and is a predicted model, not a curated record. Gene Ontology annotation, molecular function: fatty acid elongase activity. Gene Ontology annotation, cellular component: endoplasmic reticulum membrane. Bases 81 to 998 code for a protein of 305 amino acids.